ACGAUGAAAUGGUAGUACAUGUGUCUCCAUAAGCUUGCGAUGAUGACAUCUUACCGGCAGCUUCACCGGUGCGAUGGCAUUGUGGCUGUGUCCUUAACAUUCAGACAAACCUUGUCUAGCAAGUUCGCUCCAUAACCCUCUUUCUCUUCAGAUCAGACAUAAUGGAAGGCUUGUUAAUUAAUGAGUCGCAAUCUACACCAACCAAUCGCGCAACCCACCCCGUUUCAUUCUUCGAGCGUCUGCCCUACGACGUUCGCGCGAGUAUUUACAGCUACAUCGAGGCUGGAGACCUACCACCUAUCACCCGAGGCUUCCAACCUUCGGCUUCCGGCUUUCUCAUCUCCUGUCGAAGCGCGAAGCAAGACUUAGAAGAAAUCGCAGCACGUAGUCUUGGGAAAUUCCUCAGAGAGUUCAAGUCCACGUUUGAGAACACAACGGAUUGCACGAUUCAAAUCUCCGAUUUUCCAGAAUCGAGUACGCUCGCCGAACUCCGUAGCCUCAGAAUCACCUUACCAUUCACGUCGUUCUGCCCUAUCAAAUCUUCGGACUGGAAGUAUGUAUGGAAACGCGAAGUAUUAGCCGGGUUGCAUCCACUCCUCAGGCUUUACUCCGACAAAAUUCACUUGCACUUCUCCGGUCCCGACAACAUGCCCGCGUGCAAAUCUCUACUUGAUCGUGGGAGAGUCGAAGUGAGCAUGCACAGUAUCUUGCGCAAAAUUGCGAUCAUGCUUGAGAGUCUCAACAGAUGGAAGACAGGGACGGACAGUAUGGCUGGGAUUCUGUCCGUCGAGAGGAUUUUCAAGUACGAAGUUGGACGACAACGGGACACUUGGAUAAACGCAAGGGUAAAUGCGAAGCGUAUAUGCUUAUCUUGGGAUUUGAGAGACAAUGUGCUAGAGGAGAAUGGGCAAACUAUCACACUGAAUGGCAAACUUCACCGUAUUCAGGUGCCUGUGAUUGAAAAUGGUAGUGAGAAGAAGGAUGCUGCGAUCUUUUAUCAUCUACGCGAUGAGCAGCGGCUGGUCGGGGAAAUGGGAGUUGUGAGUGAUGGGCGCUGGGAGUUGAGAGAAGACAUAGACAGACUGCUGAAUGGUGUUUCAACGCAUUGGGUGUACUGUUCGAGCAGUGGAUUAGGCAAGGCCUUGGGGGAAGGGUUGGUUGGUUGUGCUGAAGCUAAAUUUGAGGAGGAUGAGCAGGAAGUGAGUGGUCAUAUAUACCAUUGAUCCAGAGAGGUUGAAGGUUAGUUCUUGAUUUUAAGGGUUCCCGCGAAAGCUGGGGAGGAUGAAGUGCCGACUUUGUCUACAGCUCACCUCAGUCUUGCGAUAGGUCUAAAGAUCUCCUAGUCAGGCUU
Cucurbitaria berberidis CBS 394.84 is the source of this 1351-nucleotide messenger RNA. RefSeq lists its product as uncharacterized. The record is from RefSeq and is a predicted model, not a curated record. NCBI's taxonomy places the organism in Eukaryota, Fungi, Ascomycota, Dothideomycetes, Pleosporales, Cucurbitariaceae. The transcript has a single exon. The coding region runs from base 162 to 1223 and encodes 353 amino acids.